AUGAGCUCUUUAAGCAGCAGCUUAUUCGGUGCCGCAAACCGCAUGGACUGGCUGUAUGCUUACAUCGCUGGCACUGCUAUCCUGGUGUCGGCCUUUGUCGCUGUCAUUCUUCUACUAUCAUUCCAGAAGAGCAAAGCUGACCCUAAUGGCAAUGGCGGCAUCUUGACUUACCUGCAAUUUAUCUAUGCUACUUUUCUCAAGCCCCAUAACAAGGGUAGCAAUGGCCAACAGGAUGCUCUGGAGAGCUUCUAUAAAACACAGGCCAGUGCAUAUGAUGCCACCCGCAAACGCCUGCUACGCGGCCGAGAGGACAUGCUAGGUCUCGUGGCAGCUCAGUUGAAGUACAAGGCUGAGAAUAAAGAACUUCAAGUUGGGAAAGCAGCCUGGGUUGAUAUUGGUGGUGGAACUGGAUACAAUAUUGAAGCCAUGGCAACCUUCUUACCCGUGAACGAGUUCUUCUCGCAUGUCUACCUAGUCGAUCUUUCCCCCUCCCUCUGCCAAGUUGCUCGUGAACGAUUCCAACGACUGGGGUGGAAAAAUAUCAGCGUCGUCUGUCAAGAUGCACGGACAUUCCGUUUGCCGGACGCAGAUAAUGUUGACCCACGGACUCAAACCACCACGGGUGCAGACCUGAUUACUAUGAGCUACAGCCUGUCAAUGAUUCCAGAUUAUUAUAGUGUCGUCGACUCUCUGCCGGCCUUAAUGAAACCGUCUGGAAUACUAGGCGUUUGUGACUUCUACGUUCAAAGCAUUGUAGAUGUCUCGUCCCGCAAUUACACUGGAGGUGCUUUCAACCGUCAUGUCAACUGGCUUGGCCGAGUCUUCUGGCGUGCUUGGUUUGAUGUAGACCGAGUGAGCCUUGAAGCUGCCCGCAGAGAUUACUUGGAGUAUCGGUUCGGAACGGUCGUCUCAGCUAGUGAGAGAAACUAUCUCCUGGGAGGGAUCCCAUACUACAUCUUCGUUGGGUGCCAGAAGGAUAUCACCUCCAGUCAAGCGGGCAGAGAGGCCAUUGAGAAACUGGAUGCAUCCUUUACAGAAUCUCCGUACCUAUCUCCGGCCAAUCAUCGUCAGGAUAUGGACAAGGCUAUUGAGUUGAGUGCGCAGGAAAUCCGCUCUAAAGCGUACGAAUCUGCCGUGAUCAACCUGGGCUCCAACCUGCCGCUUCCAUCAUCAUUCUACCAGAACCAUCACUACCGAAUCUUCUACAACGACCUGCUUCCCAAGCACACGCAAUUCAAGAAUGAGUAUAUCUACGCUUUCAACUGGGAGGAUCCUCGUGUGGACCAUCGUCUGCUUAAUAUUCAGCGGGACGACGUCAUCCUAGCAAUCACAAGUGCCGGAGAUAACAUCUUGGACUAUCUCCAGAAGAGCCCACGACGGGUGCACGCUGUUGACCUGAAUCCUAACCAGAAUCACCUCCUUGAACUCAAAGUUGCAAGCUUCAUAGCCCUAGGUCACCGUGAUUUCUGGAAGAUUUUUGGUGAAGGAAAGCAUCCCGAAUUCCGUCAACUCCUUAUCUCGCGAUUGAGUCCACAUCUUUCAAGCCAAGCAUUCCAAUACUGGCUUGAACAUGCCCACAUCUUCACAUCCUCUUCUAGCAGGGGGCUCUACGAGACUGGAGGGUCACGUCACGCAAUAAAGAUGGUCCGUUACCUUUUUAAGGUCUUUGGGCUCGAGCGUCAGGUACGGGAACUGUGCGAGGCUCAGACUAUCGCUGAGCAGCGUGAAAUCUGGCCACGUAUCCGCUCAGUGUUAAUGAGCAAGCCUCUUCACUGGGCUGUGGUCGGAACGGAAUGGUUUGCUUGGAAGGCUGCUGGCGUGCCUCGAAAUCAGCGAAACAUGAUCAUCGACGACUUUUUCAAGAGAAGCGGCCUGAACAAAAACAUGAAGCAGGCUAAGGACAUCAGCGGUCAGUCGAUAUGGGAAUACGUAGUUGACACUUUGGACCCAGUCGUCAAGGAUACUUUGAUUAGCAACGACAACUACUUCUACUUCCUGUGUCUGCAGGGCCAAUUCUCCAGAAGAUGUCAUCCUACCUACCUCUCGCCGAAAGCACAUAUGAAGCUGUCUUCACCGGGAGCCUUCGACGGUCUCCGGAUCCAUACCGAUGAAAUCAACGAAGUGAUUAAACGGAUAACACCCGGAAGCCUGACCAUCGCCGUAGUCAUGGACUCUAUGGACUGGUUCGAUCCCGAAGGUAGUGAUGCCACAGCGCAAGCGCAGAAGCUCAAUCACGCCUUGAAGAUGGGCGGUCGUAUCCUACUUCGUUCGGCUAGUAUCGAGCCCUGGUACGUGCGACACUUUGAAGAAAACGGCUUCUCCGCCCGUCGUGUAGGCGCCAGGUUCCCAGGAACAUGCAUCGACCGGUGA
Molecule: messenger RNA, 2370 nt
Organism: Aspergillus alliaceus
Lineage: Eukaryota; Fungi; Ascomycota; Eurotiomycetes; Eurotiales; Aspergillaceae
Product: class I SAM-dependent methyltransferase
Exons: 7
Coding region: 1-2370 (789 amino acids)
Biological process (GO): protein dephosphorylation
Molecular function (GO): protein tyrosine phosphatase activity
Source: RefSeq, a predicted model, not a curated record